GUUCCCAUGAAAGAAUAUUCCUCACAACCACAUCAACCUGAACCUAAAUCAUUCGUUCCUUCAACUCAUCAUGUUCAGAAACCUGUUGUCAUAGCAAGUGUACCCGUGGAACAUCAUGAAAAACCAGCUCAAUUCCCAGAAAAAGAGUAUGAAAAACCCGCUGAUCAUCAGGCUCCAGUUUUCAAGCCACAUGAAUCAUCUCCACCACCUGCACAACAUCAUGGAGUUCCCGUGAAAGAAUAUUCCUCACAACCACAUCAACCUGAACCUAAAUCAUUCGUUCCUCCAACUCAUCAUGUUCAGAAACCUGUUGUCAUAGCAAGUGUACCCGUUGAACAUCACGAAAAACCAGCUCAAUUCCCAGAAAAGGAAUACGAAAAACCCGCUGAUCAUCAGGCUCCAGUUUUCAAGCCACAUGAAUCGUCUCAACCACCUGCACAACAUCAUGGAGUUCCCAUGAAAGAAUAUUCCUCACAACCACAUCAACCUGAACCUAAAUCAUUCGUUCCUUCAACUCAUCAUGUUCAGAAACCUGUUGUCAUAGCAAGUGUACCCGUUGAACAUCACGAAAAACCAGCUCAAUUCCCAGAAAAGGAGUACGAAAAACCCGCUGAUCAUCAGGCUCCAGUUUUCAAGCCACAUGAAUCAUCUCCACCACCUGCUAAACAACAUCAUGGAGUUCCCAUGAAAGAAUAUUCCUCACAACCACAUCAACCUGAACCUAAAUCAUUCGUUCCUUCAACUCAUCAUGUUCAGAAACCUGUUGUCAUAGCAAGUGUACCCGUUGAACAUCACGAAAAACCAGCUCAAUUCCCAGAAAAGGAAUACGAAAAACCCGCUGAUCAUCAGGCUCCAGUUUCCAAGCCACAUGAAUCAUCUCCACCACCUGCUCAACAUCAUGGAGUUCCCGUGAAAGAAUAUUCCUCACAACCACAUCAACCUGAACCUAAAUCAUUCGUUCCUCCAACUCAUCAUGUUCAGAAACCUGUUGUCAUAGCAAGUGUACCCGUUGAACAUCACGAAAAACCAGCUCAAUUCCCAGAAAAGGAGUACGAAAAACCCGCUGAUCAUCAGGUCCCAGUUUUCAAGCCAUAUGAAUCAUCUCCACCACCACCGCCGUAUAGACCAGAAAAGUCUUUUCCAGCUCAAAAUAUUCCGGUGCAUUCAGUACAUCCUGAUUACAAUGCUCCUGAUUAUAGUCCCAUGGUUCAUUUGGAAGAUAAACCUACAACAUAUGUAAAGCCGAUAAAUGUUCCUAUUUUACCGUACUAUCCAGAAGAUAUCUCAUAUACUGAACACAUGCCCGUAACGCAUAAAGAUGAUAUAGAUUACCGGAUUUACAAGAAAUAUCCAGGUUAUAUACCUGAAGAAACGGAGUUUGAUAGAAACGUUAGGCUUCGUGGUACUGUAAAUGAAUACAUAAAGAGGAAUUGGAACGUCUUUGAAAAUACAGAUGAAGAUGAAAAAGUAGAUUAUACUGAAGACCACAACACUGAAAAGUUUUUUCAAGACGAUGACUGUAUCUUCAUUCACAUAAUCAAUAGAUUUUAAUAUAUUUGGGAUUUCUUAUAUUUUUGUCGAGAAGCAGUCAUAUAAAAUAGGAAAAUGAUUUAAAUAACAUAUAUAUUUAAUAAAUAAUUUUAAUGAAAAUACAGUUAUUGCAUGAAUGAGGCAGUGUCUUGUUUUGGUAAAUAAAACCUAUAUUC
Molecule: messenger RNA, 1706 nt
Organism: Phlebotomus papatasi
Lineage: Eukaryota; Metazoa; Arthropoda; Insecta; Diptera; Psychodidae
Exons: 2
Coding region: 7-1551 (514 amino acids)
Source: RefSeq, a predicted model, not a curated record